Molecule: messenger RNA, 1321 nt
Organism: Tarenaya hassleriana
Lineage: Eukaryota; Viridiplantae; Streptophyta; Magnoliopsida; Brassicales; Cleomaceae
Product: protein BASIC PENTACYSTEINE4-like
Exons: 3
Coding region: 254-1141 (295 amino acids)
Biological process (GO): response to ethylene
Cellular component (GO): nucleus
Molecular function (GO): DNA-binding transcription factor activity; sequence-specific DNA binding
Source: RefSeq, a predicted model, not a curated record
AACGGUUUUGUAAUGAACGAGGAAUGUGGGGGAGGACGUGGAUAACCUUGUAAUUGUAUCACUUGCUACCGAGGCUAUUUGGGAAAAACAGUAUCCAACUCUUCUGCUUCCUUUCUCGCUCGCCCCUUUCAGAACCCUCUACUCUUCUUCUUCGGACAAUUCCAAAGCAAAUGACAAUGCUUGGUUGCCCUUUUGCUAGUGCUGGGGGGUGCGGGUGAGAAGAUUGUAAGCUUUCUUUGAAGUUAAGAAGGAGAUGGACAACGGUGGGCAGUAUGAGAGUGUAAGGUACAAACCGGAUUACUACAAAGGGACACAUUCGAUGUGGAACAUGAUGCCCCAGCAUCAGAUGAAGGAGCAGCAUAAUGCGCUGGUGAUGAAUAAGAAGAUCAUGUCCAUCCUCGCCGAGAGGGAUGCAGCCAUACAAGAAAGAAAUGAAGCGCUAUCUGCAAAGAGAGAAGCAUUAGCUGCAAGAGAUGAGGCCCUUCAGCAACGGGACAAAGCUCUUUCUGAAAGGGAUAACGCCUUAAUGGAGAGAGACAAUGCCAUAGCUGCUCUCCAAUACCGGGAAAACAGUCUGAACUUCCCUCUAAAGCACAGUUCCCAGUCCGACAUGGCUGAGGCCAUAAACACCGGGGAGACCCACAUUCCCGAAGCAUUUCCAAUAUCGGCCAUUUCCCCUGAACCAACCAACAUGAAGCUGACCAAAAGGAAGAAAGAGAGGAAGCCGGUACAGUCAAAGGGUAAGAAAGUGGGGGAGGAUCUGAAUCGACGAGUUGCCUCUCCGGGAAAAAGGUGCAGAACUGACUGGGACAGUACUGAUGUGGGUUUAAACCUAGUCAUCUUUGACGAGACGACUAUGCCAGUACCCGUGUGCACGUGCACGGGAUCGGUCCAUCACUGUUAUAAAUGGGGAAACGGCGGCUGGCAGUCUUCCUGCUGCACGACGACACUGUCACAGUAUCCGCUUCCGCAGAUGCUGAACAAGAGGCAUUCCCGAAUGGGCGGACGGAAGAUGAGCGGGAGCGUUUUCAUGAGAUUGCUCAGCCGUUUGGCAGCGGAAGGGCACGAUCUCUCUUGCCCGGUUGAUCUCAAGGAUUACUGGGCCAGGCAUGGAACGAACAGGUACAUCACCAUCAAGUAGAGCCGUGAACACAUGUAAAGUAAUGUUCUUUCUCCUUAUUAGUGAUCAGGAUGAAAUAUGGAAUGAAAGGAUGAAGCUGAAGCUCUCUGUUUGUAUGUUAUAUUGUCAAAUAUGUUCGUUGUAAGGUAGAACCAAAAUUAUUAUAAUCUUUUGAAAUGGGCAUAUUUUUUUUUCAUGCUA